GCUGGUGCAGGGUGCGGGCCGCCGCCUAGCCCCCGCAGCAGCAGCAGCGCCCCCGCCCCGGCCGUCGUGGGACUGAGCGUUCAUCCAUAUAAAACUUACUUCACAAUAGCUGAAAAAGGAAGUUUUCCAAAUAUUAUCAUCUAUGAAUACCCUUCUCUAAGGCCUUACAGAAUCCUUCGAGAUGGGACUGAGAAGGGAUAUGCUUAUGUGGACUUUAACUACAGUGGUACCUUGCUGGCCUCUGUUGGUAGCAACCCUGAUUACACACUGACUAUCUGGAAUUGGAAAGAAGAGCAACCCAUGUUGAGGACAAAAGCUUUUUCUCAGGAAGUUUUUAAGAUUACUUUCAAUCCUGAUGAUGAAGAGCAGCUUACUACAGCAGGAUCAGGCCACAUCAAGUUCUGGGAAAUGGCUCUUACAUUUACAGGUCUCAAGCUGCAGGGAUCACUAGGUCGAUUUGGCAAAACAGCUACUAGUGAUAUAGAAGGCUACAUGGAGCUUCCGGAUGGGAAGGUACUCUCAGGGUCAGAAUGGGGCAACAUGCUGCUUUGGGAAGGUGGGCUCAUCAAAGUGGAGCUCUGUCGAACUGUAAGCAAGUCAUGUCAUCACGGUCCCAUUAACCAGAUAAUGCUGGAUGAGGGUGAAGUUAUUACUGUUGGGUCAGAUGGAUAUGUUAGGAUAUGGGAUUUUGAGACAAUAGACACUGCUGAUAUUAUUGAUGAGAGUGGAUUAUUAGAGAUUGAACCUAUUAAUGAACUUCAAGUAGACAAGAAUGUCAAACUCUUCUCUAUGAUUAAAAUGAAUGAAACUGGGAAUAACUUUUGGUUGGCUCAGGAUGCCAAUGGAGCAAUAUGGAAGCUUGACCUUAGUUUUUCAAAUAUUACCCAGGAUCCAGAAUGCCUCUUCUCCUUCCACUCUGGAGCUAUUGAAGCCUUGGCUGUUUCUCCCGUCACUUAUCUCAUGGCCACGGCUGCUUCAGAUUGCUCUAUUCGAAUCUAUGAUUUUGCUAGCAAAACUCCUUUGGUUCAGAUGAAAUUCAAACAGGGAGGUACUGCCCUUGCUUGGGUACCUCGACUGGUAAGCUAUACUGGAGCACAAAUUGUUGCAGGAUUUGAAGAUGGAGUUGUUCGAAUACUUGAACUUUAUGAUCCAAAAGGGCUCACAGUUUUUGCAGGACGAAAGAAAAUUUUGAAUGCGGAUAUUCACCUGAAACAGGUUUUCAAACCUCAUAAUGCUUGUGUCACUGCUAUAGCCUAUGAACGUGAUGCGGAAAUUCUAGCCACAGGGAGUAAAGACCACACUGUCUUCUUCUUUGAAGUGGAAAAGAAUUAUAAGCCAAUUGGUUAUAUUAAUACCCCUGGACCUGUUUGCCAGUUAAUGUGGUCUCCAGUCUCUCAUCCUGAAAGUACUUUACUAAUUAUCUGUGAAAACGGCUAUGUUCUCGAAGCUCCACUUCCAACCAUAAGGGAAGAAGAGGAUGACCAUGUGGUCUCCUAUGAAAUCAAAGACAUGUGCAUAAACUGUUUCCAUUUCUCAAGCGUCAAAUCUAAGAUUCUGAGAUCAAUAGAAAUUGAAAAGAGAGAGAAACAAAAGAAGUUGGAGGAGAUGGCAAAGGAAGAAAGGAGGAAGAAGCUAGCAGCAGAGAUGGGAAAAGAUGGGGAAAAAGAAUUCCAGGAGGAGGAGGAGGAGGAGGAGGAAGAGGAAGAGGAGCCAUUACCUGAAAUCUUUAUUCCAUUAACCCCUUCUCCCAUCCUCUGUGGAUUUUACUCCAGGCCAGGGAAGUUCUGGAUUUCUUUGGGUGGCUAUGAUUCUGGUUUUCUGUAUCACUGUGAAUUCCCUCCUUAUGAUGAAAGCAGUGAUUUCAAGGAACAGAAAGAUGAACCUUUUGAUUUCCGCUUUCUUGUGGAUACAGAGGAUAAUCCUAUUCAAACUAUCACUUUCAACAUUAACCAAAUUAUGAUGUUUUGUGGAAUGAAAAAUGGAGCAAUUCGAGUCUAUAUUCUAAGUCAGAAUGAUCCUUCCCUGACCAGUUUAGUGAACUACUGGCACUUCAGUAUGCAUGACAAUAAUUAUGGAUGUAUUAAAAGCCUUGCUACUAGCUUUGAUGACCGUUUCUUGGUGACUGUUGGAGCAGAUAGUAAUAUCUUUGUUUUCAGCAUUUUUUCUGAACUUAUGUUAAGAACAGACAUCAAGGCCAAAGUGCCAUCUCCCAGGAUUGGAAUUGAAACAGAGGCCAUUCCUGAAGAUAUUGACGAUCCCAAAGCCUACAGUAUUGAAAAUGCUCGGAGAAAAAGAGAACAUGAUAAGUUAAUGAAAGAAGUGGAAGAAAUAAAGACGAUGAAGAGAGAGCAGCUUAAAGCUCUGAGGGAUGAGUUUUGCAAACUAUUAGAAAUGAAUGAGAAAUUACCAAAGCAUAUGCAGUUUAAACGGACAGAUUUUGAUGUAGAUUCCAAAAUUCGUGCUGAGAUUGACAAAAAAACAGCUUUCAAAAUUCUACAAGUGGAAAAGGAAUUAGCUUGGGAAAAAGAGAAAUGUGAACUUCACCUAAUGAAGCUACAGAAUAGAUUUCGUGAUCCAUUGGAAAGCGAUACUAUUGUGGUUCGUGCCAUACAAAGUGACCACAAGAUAACCUCUUAUAGGCUGGUGCGGCCCUCUAGGUAUUCCAGACUCCAACGAACAAGUCAAUCAGAAAGAAGAAUGAGCAAAUUUGAGAGGUUUGAAAAAGAAGGAGCUGGAAGAAGGGAGAGCCAGAGAGAUAUAGGUAGGAGUAUUAGCAUACAAGAAGACUCUGUAAUAGAAAAAGGGAAGAAAUUUCGACCUAAAACCCUAAGUGAAAUUAUGGUGGAAAAUCAAAUCGAGAAAACAAAGCAACUUAUUUUAAAAGCUGAAAGGGCCCAACUUAAGAUUCAACAGCGAAAAAAGGAAUGGGAGGAACUAUACAAGAGCAAACCUGAUGAUGACUAUGAAGAUCCCAAAGAUCUUCAAGCCAUCAAAGAAGCCCAGGUGUGUAUGGGAGAUUUCAAUCUGAAGACAGCCCCAGACUACAAGAUACCUGAGCACAUGAGAAUAAAUGCUGCUAAGAAAGAAGAGGAACUAGGAUACCUGGAUUCUUUGGUCCAUGGAAAGAAAAAUCAUAUGAACAAGUGCAUCCUCUCUCUUCGAGACCUUAAAGUGGCUGUUAUUGAGGAAAUACAGUGCCUGGUACAAGAACUGAAGAACAUUCAGUCGACUCUUCACAUAUCCAAACACAUUCCCAUUCCCCAGAUCCCUCACAUACACCCGGAAGAAGUUCCAGAAAGGAGAUUUCAGUUUGAUGAGGAAACACUCCAAAAUUUUAAGCAACAGCUGAUGAAAAGUGAAAAAGAAAACCCCUCCCAAAUGGAACACAUAGGGUCUGGAGCCUCAAGUAUAGGAUUCCUCAGACUCGCUCUUAAAAAGGACGGGGAUUUGAUGAUGCUCGAUUCAUUAUCUAGAUCAUCAAAGGCAUCUACAUUCAGCCUAGAUCUUCCAAAGUUUGUGGAAUUUGAAAAAGCAGAGCCAACUGAUGUGGAGCUGGAGAUUAUGAAGAGGGAUGAGAUUAAACACCUGUACAUGCAACAGUAUUUGGCCAACAGGAUCAGUGAACUGAUUGUCACUUUUGAUGCAGAACUCCAUCUCCUGAGACAUGAGAAAUUGAAACUAGAUACUCAGAUGAAAUUAUCUGACCUGCAUCAUGUCACGUUAUUUCAAGAAAUACUUCUCCUCAAGAAUUUUGAAAAACAGGAGAAUAUCCUUCAAGAGCGUGUUAAUUCCCUUGACAAAGAGGAGCAGGACAUGCAAUGGAAAAUAAAUGAAGCUCUUAAAGAGAUGGAAGAGAAAAAGAUUGAAAUCUCCAAGCUCCAGGAACAAGAAAAGGCACUCUAUGCUGGUUUUCAAGCAGCCAUUGGAGAAAACAAUAAAUUUGCUAACUUCCUCGUGAAGGUCCUAAAGAAGAAAAUUAAGAGGGUAAAGAAAAAGGAAGUUGAAGGAGAUGCUGAUGAAGAUGAGGAAAGUGAGGAAUCAAGUGAGGAAGAAUCCAGCUUGGAGAGUGAUGAGGAUGAGUCUGGAUCUGAAGAUGAGGUUUUUGAUGAUUCCAUCUGCCCAACAAAUUGUGAUACAGCUCUUUUUGAACUGGCCCUUCAACUCCGAGAGAAAAGGUUGGACAUUGAGGAAGCCUUAGUUGAAGAAAAGAAGAUUGUGGAUAACCUCAAAAAGGAAUAUGAUACAUUGUCCAAAAAAGUGAAAAUUGUGGCAACCAAUCUGAAUGUAGCCGAGGAAGCCCUGGAGGCCUAUCAGCGAGAGAAGCAGCAGCAGCUGAAUGAACUUCUGGUUGUGAUUCCACUCAAGCUUCACCAGAUAGAGUAUGUGGUAUUUGGAGAAAUACCCAGUGAUCUUUCUGGCACUUUGGUCUUCUCUAACCACUCCUUGGGACGGCUGCAAGAACGAAUCGUACAGCUCCACGAGGAAAACUCCAAGCAGCAGAAACUUAACAAAGAGUGGAGGGAAAGACGCAAACAGCUCAUUCGGGAAAAGAGAGAGAUGGCAAAAACUAUACAAAAAAUGGAAGAAACAGUCCAUCAACUAAUGAUCAGCAAAUUUGGCCGCGUGAUAGACCUCGAAGCCCUUCAGACCCUUUCUGUUAAUACAACCCUUGAAGAACUGAAGAUCAGAAAACUUCGGAAGGAGCUAGCAAAUGCAAAGGAAAUGAAGAUGUGGGAGGACAAGAUUGCUCAAGUGCGAUGGGAACUGAUGAUGAAGACAAAAGAACACACCAAAAAGCUUCAUCAGAUGAAUGACUUAUGUAUUGAAAGGAAGAAACUUGAUUCUCAGCUGAAUACACUACAGAACCAGCAGGGCAACGCCUUCCAGAGCCUUCAGAAAGCAGAUAUUGUGGCAAAAAAGAGGGUUACUGAAUUGAUCCAAGUCCAGGCGGAAAGGAUUUUGGCUUUAAAGGAGGAGAUUGCUCUUCUGCGGAAGAAAGGUGGUCUUAUCCUUCCACCCAUCAAGUCUCCGCAAGAGAGUGAGAUGAAGCCCAUGGACUUUUGAGGUUUGCUGUGUUCUCAGGCCCAUCCAAAGUUUCCGAUGUAGUUCACCAGAAGUUGCUUUAAAGUGAACUUGUCUGAAAGACUAAAACCAGAUCCAGUCAUGUAGUUUUAACAAUUUGUCUCCAGUUGGGCUUAGAACUGACUGCAGCAUGCGGCCUCUAUUAUUGAACUGAAUCAUUUCAGAUGUUUGGAACCUACUGGAUUGACUAUGAAGUCUCAGAAGGCCAUAUCUCACAAUCGCAAGAAAUCAUCUCUAAUAUACUUUGCUUUAGGAAAAUUUGAUUUUUGAGUAUUCUGAAUUUUUAGCCAUUGACAAGAAAAACUAUCAUUUAGCAAUCCAUGAAAAAGCUCCUUCCCUGAUCCCUGGGUCCUCAGAACAUAAACAUAGAUGUCAUUAAGUAUUCCCUGAGAGAAUACACAAAGAAAAAGAUUAACUUUUGCAGACGAUCUCAGAGUACAAAAUGCAAAUUUGGAUUUUGGCAUUGUUGACUUUGUAAAGCAGUGGUUUGAAGGCCCAGGAUUCAGGAAGUGCAGACAAACCUGGCAGAGUGGUUUGCUCCAAAUUGCUUUGAGUUGGCAGAAAGCAGGAAAACAAGCAGCUUCCUGAGUCACCCGAGGUGUUUGCAGACUCCUCGGCUCCAAGUGGAGCCGAGGAGUAUGCUUGGCAAAAUGGUCAGUAAGGACCAUUUGCAAAUCCAUCAGAAUUCUAAGUAUUUCCCACAGUUUCUCAUGUCCCAUGCCAUUUUCUUUUAGGUUUUACUUGUUGAUUGGCUGGUUUUGAUACAGAUCAGGAGGUGAUGAAAUAAAUUUACAUCUCUCUGAGCCAUCACCUCUCACAGUCACUUUUGAUUACGUUGAACGUUCUAAACUACUUUGAAAGUAUCCUUUUGGUUUGGGGGUUAGUGCUCAUUGAAAUUCAUGGCUGCAGCUGUUGGAGAAUGAUCUCCCUGACACUUGGCGCCCUGCUGGUAUUGGCACACAGCACUUCCGAUUCCCAGCCCUGCGGGUCUGUAUUAAUGAACUCUGGAUUGAGGCUGUCCAGGGUGAGCUGGUCACAGCUCAUGAGAAGGUGGGGUGCAGAUGGCAAUAUUGCAUGGAUGUGGAAAGCGACUCAGCAAGUCUUCCUAACUGUGGUUAGCCUGCAAACAUGCCCUGGAAAAUUAUAGGCAGGACCUGGUUCCUUUGUGCGUUAAAAUAUUCUUAGAGAUGGCCACUUAGCCUCUCUAAAAUUGUAAGAGAUUGCUGUUUUUCUAAGAUUCUUUUCUUCCUAUUUAAGAGAUAGAAUCAUUUUUUUGUUUGUGCCUGUUACAUUAAUUUCUGAUGUAGUCACUUCUCUACUGGAGAGCACCCUAAGAUCACUUUCUCUGCCGCAUAUUCUGAACUGUGUGUGCCUUUCAAGCAUUUUUUUAAAACGUACUCAUCUUA
Molecule: messenger RNA, 6488 nt
Organism: Carlito syrichta (Philippine tarsier)
Lineage: Eukaryota; Metazoa; Chordata; Mammalia; Primates; Tarsiidae
Product: cilia- and flagella-associated protein 44-like
Exons: 31
Molecular function (GO): protein binding
Source: RefSeq, a predicted model, not a curated record